UCUAAACCAAACGUAAUUUCCUGAAGCAGUUGGGUAUCCAGUACUUAGCCAAACAGCUGCAGCUCCACAUCAAAAUGGCAGUGAAAUCGAGUCUACAUUUACUUAUAAGUUUUUUUCUAGGCUUUAUACUUGCCGUUUAUGUAACGACGUAUACAAAUGUUACAUCUGAAAUAAUAUCAUGGUCAGCAAAACAGAUGGUGACUUCUAAAUAUAAUACUGAUAUUCCAGAUGCAAUGCAUAUUUCUCAUAAUAUCAGUUUUAGUUCAGAUACUUUACAGCAUACAGGUGACGUACCGUUGUCUACACACUUGAGGAAAGAAGUGAGGGUUCUCAUUUGGGUGAUGACAUCACCAAACAACCUUCACGUGAAGGCCAAGGCUGUUAAGGAGACCUGGGCCCGUCACGGAGAUUUGGUUCUAUUUUUCAGCUCUGAAGACAACAAGACAUUCCCAGCUAUUGGUCUGAAUGUCUCAGAAGGAAGAGACCAUCUAACAGCAAAGACGAUGAAAGCCUUUAGAUACAUUUAUGAGAACCAUUUCAAUGAUGCUGAUUGGUUCAUGAAGGUGGAUGACGAUACGUAUGUGGUCCUAGAAAACCUGAGAUAUUUUCUUUCUGGUGAAAAUUCCAGUGAACCGGUUUAUUUUGGUCAUUUGUUUGAGUAUGAAAAAGUGCACAGAUAUUUUAGUGGGGGCGCUGGCUACGUGAUGAGCAAAGAAGCGCUGAGGAUAUUUGGAGACAAUGCUGACAGAGUGAACUGCUCCAAGGACCUCGGCGGGGAAGACGUGGAGAUGGCCUUCUGUAUGAAGAAGCUGGGAGUGAGAACUGGCACCAGUCUUGACGUACUGGGCAGGUCUAGGUUCCAUUGUCUUAACCCAGAGGCUCAUGUCAAUGGACAUUAUGGACAAUGGUACCUGGAUCGAGAAUCUCACGGAGCCAAGAAGGGUAUAGAGAACAUCAGUGACUAUGCUGUGAGCUUCCAUUAUGUGAGUCCAUCCAAUAUGUACACACUGGAGUUUUUAAUCUACCACAUGAGGCCAUAUGGGAUUAUGUUAGAAUUACAAAACUUAAAUAACAAAACUACUGUUGUAUAACUUUAAUAAAGCA
Physella acuta is the source of this 1104-nucleotide messenger RNA. RefSeq names its product glycoprotein-N-acetylgalactosamine 3-beta-galactosyltransferase 1. Gene Ontology annotation, molecular function: N-acetylgalactosaminide beta-1,3-galactosyltransferase activity. The record is from RefSeq and is a predicted model, not a curated record. Gene Ontology annotation, cellular component: membrane. Lineage: Eukaryota; Metazoa; Mollusca; Gastropoda; Physidae.